AUGGCUACAGUACCCCACCCGUUACACACCACCACCUUCAAACUUCCCCUCCCAAUCAGAACUGAGAUUUCUCACCCUCAAACUCUGAGAUUCAAGGCCUCCCUGUCCACCAACGCACCCCUCCCCGGACGCAAGCUCCGCGCCGCGGUGAUAGGCGCCGGUCCCGCUGGCUCAUCCGCCGCAGAGGCUUUGGCUUCAGGCGGCGUUGAGACCUUCCUCUUCGAGCGCAGCCCACCCACGGUCGCCAAGCCCUGCGGUGGUGCCAUCCCUCUCUGCAUGCUCCACGAGUUUGACAUCCCUUCCCACCUCAUCGACCGCCAAGUCACUCAGAUGCGGAUCAUAUCCCCCUCUAAUCUCGCCGUGGACUUCGGGAAGACCCUCCGGCCAAACGAGUUCAUCGCCAUGCUCCGCCGUGAGGUACUGGACUCCUUCCUCCGCUCCCGCGCCGAGUCCCUUGGAGCCAACCUUGUCUCCGGUCUCGUCACGGAUAUCGAGGUCCCCAACACCUCUUCGACAGCGCCGUACGUCGUGCACUACACGGCCAACAACUCCCGGCACGCUCUGUCAGUUGACGUGGUGAUCGGAGCUGACGGCGCCAACAGCCGAGUCGCCAAGUCCAUAAAGGCCGGCGACUACGCCUGUGCCAUCGCUUUCCAGGAGAGGAUCAAACUGCCGGACGAGAAAAUGGCAUACUACAAGAACAUGGCCGAGAUGUACGUUGGGAACGACGUGUCGCCAGAUUUCUAUGCGUGGGUCUUUCCCAAAUGUGACCACGUGGCAGUGGGCACGGGCACGGUGCGUGCCAAGCAGUAUAUUAAAGCUUACCAGAGGGGAAUCAGAGAAAGAGUGAAGCCAAAGAUCGCCGGUGGGAAAGUGAUCAAAGUGGAGGCCCACCCAAUACCAGAACAUCCGCGUCCGAUACGGGUCCGGGGGCGGGUGGCGCUGGUGGGUGACGCAGCCGGGUACGUAACCAAAUGCUCCGGCGAAGGGAUCUAUUUUGCGGCGAAAUCGGGGAGGAUGUGCGGGGAAGGAAUAGUGAAGGCAUCGGAAGGAGGGGACAGAAUGAUCGAGGAGGAGGACUUGAAGAGGGAGUACCUGAAAGCAUGGGAUGCCAAGUACAUAAGCACAUUUAGGUUUAUGGACCUGCUGCAGAGGGUGUUUUACGGGAGCAACGCGGCGAGGGAGGCGUUGGUGGAGCUGUGCGGGGACGAGUACGUGCAGCGGAUGACGUUCGAGAGUUAUUUGUACAAGAGAUUAGCGGAAGGGGAUGGGUGGGAAGAUGUGAAGAUGGUGUGUAAUACCAUUGGGAGCUUGGCGAGGUGUAACAUUGUUGGAAGGUAGUUAGCCAUUUUCACUUUUCAGAAAAAUGAAGGACUCGAGUUUUUAGCACUCAAGAAAAAAUAAAUUUCGGCCUCGUCGUUUGUCUUUUCCUCCGAAAUGGUUUUCUUUAGGGAUAGAAAUCUCUUGCGUCGUCUUUUUCUUUUCUCUCAACCAGCCAAAGGCCUCUCUGAAAAUUGCACAUGGGCGAAGGUGGCUCGGAACCUUGUCUCUGAUCACCUCCUCCCCCACCUUUCCGUUUCUGUCCUGUUUUUCCUAGUGUUUUUUCAGCUUUUAUGGCUUUUUUCGGUUUUCCUAUGUCUAGUAGUGCCAACUGCCGAUCUUGACAAUCAGCAACCUCCAGCCACCACGCGCAGACUCACUGACUUCCCCAGCAGCCGAUCUUCCUGUUCGCGAUGGGGGCUGCGAUUCAGGCCUACGCGUUGGCCUCACACGCGGCUCUCGCCAUGCGCUUCAACAACGCGCUGCCGCGUCGUGCUUUAGGACCUGGGUAGGUAGGGAUCAAGCUUUUGGUCCGAAAUAAACCUUUCUUUUUUUUUUUCUUUUUUUUUUCAGCACUGUUAUAUGUUUGUUUUAAAAUAAUUGUUGGAACUCGCCCUUUCUCUUGUAUCAUUCUACCCAGUUUAAUGAAUAUGCUUGCAAUAAAUAUAUAUAAAUAAUAAUAAUAAUAAUAAAUGGUUUUCCGUA
Carya illinoinensis is the source of this 2025-nucleotide messenger RNA. RefSeq names its product geranylgeranyl diphosphate reductase, chloroplastic-like. The coding region runs from base 1 to 1341 and encodes 446 amino acids. Gene Ontology annotation, cellular component: chloroplast thylakoid membrane. Lineage: Eukaryota; Viridiplantae; Streptophyta; Magnoliopsida; Fagales; Juglandaceae. Gene Ontology annotation, molecular function: oxidoreductase activity, acting on the CH-CH group of donors, NAD or NADP as acceptor; FAD binding. The transcript has a single exon. Gene Ontology annotation, biological process: chlorophyll biosynthetic process; photosynthesis. The record is from RefSeq and is a predicted model, not a curated record.